Alternaria alternata is the source of this 1424-nucleotide messenger RNA. RefSeq names its product short-chain dehydrogenase/reductase-like protein. The coding region runs from base 366 to 1271 and encodes 301 amino acids. Gene Ontology annotation, molecular function: oxidoreductase activity, acting on the CH-OH group of donors, NAD or NADP as acceptor. The transcript has 4 exons. The record is from RefSeq and is a predicted model, not a curated record. NCBI's taxonomy places the organism in Eukaryota, Fungi, Ascomycota, Dothideomycetes, Pleosporales, Pleosporaceae.
UGGAAAUUUGGCGUUCUGCAUUGAUCUCAGAUAUGAUCAUCCCGUUCCUCCUCGCAAUCAUUCACGGCUGGCUUCGCUUGGGACGUUCCGCAACUUUAACGACCACUGCCGGGCUCCCCGCUACUGACGUGCCAACGCUUGUGAAACAUGGAUGUACUGGGAAUACUUCCCGGUGCGAUACGACGACGCGCAGAGGCGAGUAUCGCGGCCUAAAUGCGGGGCCUCAUACUCCUGAAGCCUCGCAUAAGUUAUCGCUAUCGUCUGGGUUCCGUAGCAUCUCUGAUUAGUAUCCUUCUUGUACAGCAUUCCACCAUAUCGGUCGUAUCCUCCCGAUCCUCCAAAGCCCAAUUGCAACCACACCCACCAUGGCAGACCUAAGCAAACUUCCGAAAGAUUUCUAUGUCACGUCCAUGCAGUUCACCAAAAAUGCACACCAAGACGUAUACCCUGCAAUCGAUCCCAGUAGCCCAGAGCAUAGCCUGGCAGGAAAAGUUGCAGUUAUCACUGGAGCUUCGCGUGGUAUUGGAGCCAUGGCCAUGGUACCAGCCUUUGUAAAGGCAGGCGUAAAGGGUGUAGUACUCCUAGCUUCGAAUGCCGAAAAGCUCACAGCUACCGAAAAGUCCGUCAAGGCGUCCAACCCCACCAUCGAAACAUUGACAUAUGCUCUCGACAUCUCCGACACCAAAGCCGUUGAGGCUGCCUUCGAAGCGAUCCGGCACAAGUUCGGCCAUGCGGAUGUCCUCAUCAACGCCGCCGGUGCCAUGACAGGAGAUGGACCGAAACUGCACGACACAGACCCCGAUCAAUGGUGGAGGAACUUUGAGAUCAACGGAAAAGGCAACUAUCUGCUCAUCCGCUCGUUCCUGCGUUUGUUGCCGAGCCCCGAUACACCUGCCAGUAUUGUCAAUGUGAGCUCGUGGCAAGCGUUCUUCACGGUUCCACCGCUCGGCGCAUACUUCAUGUCAAAGUAUAUUCUAGAUGCCCUGGCUACGUACGUCGCUGCUGAGUACCCAAAUGUUACCGCGGUGUCGAUGCACCCAGGCCUAGUCGCUACUGAUAUGCUCCGCGAGCCCUUCCGAUCGCUCUUCAACCAGGAUAGCCCCGAGCUUGUUGGCGGUACUGCCGUUUGGCUGUGUCAAGAGAAGGCCAAGUUCCUGAGCGGACGCUUCAUCGCGGCAAACUGGGACGUGGAGGAUCUGCUUAGCCGCAAAGAAGAGAUUGUGAAGGACGACCUGCUCAAGCUGACGCUCAAAGGCCAGUUUGGAGUAUGAGCAAUGUGAUCAAGUGUAUUGUAAUGAUCGAAUUUUCAAGCGAAGGCUAUCGCCGGACUACGGACACAUCAACAAGUAUUGUCCACCGAUAGUUAUUGGUAGUCCAAUUGUAGAUGCACGCUACUGAGAUCCCUCUUACAUACUAUCCCGGAA